Molecule: messenger RNA, 478 nt
Organism: Vollenhovia emeryi
Lineage: Eukaryota; Metazoa; Arthropoda; Insecta; Hymenoptera; Formicidae
Product: mitochondrial 2-oxoglutarate/malate carrier protein-like
Exons: 2
Coding region: 152-478 (108 amino acids)
Source: RefSeq, a predicted model, not a curated record
CGAUUGCAUGAUUAAAAAAAAUUUAAGAGAAAAUUCUCUCCGUGUAUUACAAAUCACAUACACGUCUAAACACAUUGCGUAGUCAAUACGGGAAUUAAUAUCUAGAAAAGCGAAGAAAUUACAAGAAUGCCGUUAGUGGCAUCUACAAUAUAUGGAAAACCGAAGGAUUUUUCGGGCUAUGGAGAGGGGCGAUACCCACGAUGGGCAGAGCGGCGAUUGUAAAUGGAGCACAGCUAGGUACAUACACAAAAGCGAAGAUGUUGUUACGAGACACAGAAUUCAAAGUUGGACGCAGCCUACGAAACCACCUGGCGUCAUGGCUACGAUCGUUAAUAAUGUUAAAACGGAAGGUAUUACGUCACUGUGGCGCGGUUUCCUCCCGUACUAUUCCAGAGCUGCGCCCAAUACUGUAAUCACCAUGGUGUGCGUCGAUCAACUUCAUCGAAUGUAUUCAACAUUUUUCCCAGGAUCGCAAUAA